Molecule: messenger RNA, 286 nt
Organism: Balearica regulorum gibbericeps (East African grey crowned-crane)
Lineage: Eukaryota; Metazoa; Chordata; Aves; Gruiformes; Gruidae
Source: RefSeq, a predicted model, not a curated record
ACAACCACCCCCACCUUCUCCUCGCCGUCUCCGUCCCACCAUCCCCACCUCCUCCAUCCCACCGUUUCCAUCUCCGCGUCCGCCAUCUCCGCCACCUUCUCCCCGCCACCAUCUCCACCUCCACCACCUCCUCACCUCCACCCCAUCGCUCCUUGCCCACCUCCAUCCCACCUUCUCAACCUCCAGCCCACCACGUCCACCCCACGACCCUCUCCACCUCCUCCGCUGUCUCCAUCCCACCAUUUCCUCACCUUCUCCAUGUCCACCCCUCAACCGCCACCUCCAC